AUGAGUGUCCCGGAUCUUCUACUAGACCCGCAGUUGAAAUACUGGGUCUUGUUGCCUAUAACAUUGGCCAUGGUGCUCGUGGGUCUCCUAAGAUCAAACAUCACCUAUUUACUUCAACCACAGCCAAAAGCAGAUGGUUUCAAGAAAUUGAGAGAAUCGUAUGUAACUGCCCCAGAGGCUCAUCCGUCGGAGAUUUCCCUUUUACUAACCGAAUCCCACCUCCUUCCCCCCUCCUCAAUACAGUCAAUUUUUAUUCCAAGUGCGAAGUUUUCGAGAAAACAACCAUAUCCUAAACGAAUCGGAUUUCAACACCUUGAAGACAUACUACACCGCUACAUUGCAGACAGAUGAAUUCCACGCGUCCACCGCCAAGGAAGAAGACGCGCAGAUGAACCCGCUCGACCCGUCGAACAACGAAGCCAUCAUGCAAAUGGCCAAGGGCAACUUGAUGAACUACAUCCCGCAAACGUUGAUCAUGGGAUGGGUCAAUUACUUUUUCGCAGGCUUUGUCGUGAUGAAGUUGCCGUUCCCCUUAACCGACGGGUUCAAAAGCAUGCUACAGUCGGGCAUCCAGACCCCCGACUUGAAUGUGCGCUAUGUUUCCUCCAUCUCUUGGUAUUUUGUCAACUUGUUUGGGUUGCGGCCGGUUUACUCGCUCUUGAUGGGUUCCAACGCAGCUGAUGCGUUGAUGCAGCAGCAGCAGCAACAACAAGGCCAGCAGCAGAUGCAGAUGCCUCAAAUUGGCGGGCCCGGUGGACCCAAAGCCGACAAGGUGUUCAAAGCUGAAGCUGAAAACGUGCAGAUUUUGAAGCAUGAAUCUGUCUUUGAGGGGAUAUUUGACCGAUUUGUAGCUCAACAUGGAACCAAGCAGAUCUAG
Lodderomyces beijingensis is the source of this 877-nucleotide messenger RNA. The record is from the annotation of a GenBank genome assembly. NCBI's taxonomy places the organism in Eukaryota, Fungi, Ascomycota, Pichiomycetes, Serinales, Debaryomycetaceae.